AUGUUGUCUGAACUGCUGCUGCUGGCAUCCGUGGCCGUAGCCGCCGAGUUCAAGGAGUUUGACGCCACCAAGGAAAAGGUGGACGCUGUGAUUGGCGAGACCAAGGCCGCAUUUUCCGAGGGCACCGGCACCAUGACCGAAAAGGUGCUGGCAUUCAUCAACAAGAUCUUCGUGCACCAGACCGAGUACACGCCCGAAGCGUGGGCUGCGCUGUCCAUCAAGGAGCGACUGUUGCACUACGAUUGGUCCAAGGAGGCCUUCAUUGUCGCGUUCAUCGUAUUCUACGUGGGUCUCUUCUACCUGGGCUCUUCUCUCAACAAGAAGAAGAUCAACGGCUGGGUCGACGCCAACAAGGCCGUUCUCGCCAGCCAGUUCUACCAGGUGGGUGCCAACCCCGUCGGAGUCAAGGACCGAAAGAUUCUUGUUGCCGACACCCCUUCCAACUUCACCACCUACGCUACCGGCCGAAUCAACAUUGAUUCGCUGACCGCCAAGGCCAAGCUCAAGACCCGACAGAAUCUGCUGACCCUCAUGUUCGAGUACGUCUUCUCCUUCUUCAUGGACGCCGUCCCCGUGCCUACCGACGAGGUGACCAUCACCCUCAAGAUCAACAAGAACGCCAGCGUGCCCGACGGAAUCUGGGCCAUUGUGCACAAGGACGCCAUGCGAAAGGCCCGAGAGGACCAGUACUUCCUGUCGCUGACCAAGACCUCGGACUCGGACAAGCUGCCCGUCUCUUGUGUCUUCAUGUCCGAGAACUCCGAGCUCACCGAGAAGCUCUACAACCCUGCUCUCAAGGAGCUGCUCACCGAGACUGCUCCCUACUUCCGGUACCUGGCCAUCACCGACCUGCCCUCCGAGCGACCCAACAAGGCCUCCGAGUACGAGAAAUCGCUGGUUGGAGCCACCAAGACCGUGGUGCUCAAGCUGAACAUUCCCUCCGGCGCAACCGAUCUAGCCAAGACCGCCCAGCUGCUGGAGACCGCCAUCAACCUCGUAGAUACCGCUACCAAGCUGAACCUGCGACCCGAGGUGGCCAAGAAGAUCCGAGCCACCCGAGAAACCGAGAUCAAGAAGAUCCAGAAGGUUGCUGAUGAGGAGCGAGCUGAGGAGGAGGCUGAGAAGCGAGCUGCCGCCAAGAAGGAGGCCGACACCAAGGCCAUCUCUUCUCUGUCCCCCGAGGCCCAGCGAAAGGCCGAGCAGAAGCUCCGAGAAAAAGAGGCUCGAAAGGCCCAGAAGAAGCAGACUCGAAAGGGUUAG
Yarrowia lipolytica CLIB122 is the source of this 1260-nucleotide messenger RNA. RefSeq lists its product as uncharacterized. Gene Ontology annotation, biological process: endoplasmic reticulum calcium ion homeostasis. Gene Ontology annotation, cellular component: endoplasmic reticulum. NCBI's taxonomy places the organism in Eukaryota, Fungi, Ascomycota, Dipodascomycetes, Dipodascales. The record is from RefSeq and is a predicted model, not a curated record. Gene Ontology annotation, molecular function: calcium ion binding.